AUGUUUCCCACUAAUUUCGGGACGAAUAAUAAUAAAAUUAACGAGUCCAACGUUGAUGCCAAACUAAUGCGAUCCGGAAUCAUAUUCCCCCGAGGGAAAGACAUCGAUGACAAGACGUUAUUCAUUUUCCGGGUUCGGCUUUACACCCGAGGUUCUUGCAACGUGAAUGACAUGAAGCGUACCUUCGUAUACUGGCUGGAACGACUAAUUCGGGAAUCCAACGACGACUAUCUGACGUUCAUGUUCGAGCUGACUGGGGCCAAAGUCAUCAACGUCGAUAGGGAACUUACGAGCUACAUCAUUUCGACCCUCAAAGACUACUAUCCUUACUCGCUCAACUACAUCUUGGUGUACGAUCUGCCUUGGAUACUCGUCCCCACGUUCAGGGCUAUCAAAUUUCUGUUACCCGCCAAAGCCGUAGAUCGAUUGAAACUUAUCGAUAAUGGUACGAUCACGGAUUUUAUCAAGAGGGAACAUAUUCUGGUGGCCUGGGGUGGCGAAGACGACUAUACGUUUGAAUUCGUUCCGGAAGAGCGGCAGCCGAAGAUGAUAGAAAAUAAUAACUCCAUCAACCACAAAAACAACAACAAUAACACAAACAGCAACGACAACAACAACAACAUCAGAAAGCAUGUCCGUUCAAUUCGCGAGGGGAACAAUUGCUUGCACUCACAUUAUGCAACAACACGGCUGAGAGAUGCAACGAAGAUGAAAAGUGUCCAAAGCGAUAACGAUCUCAGCCUUUUUUCAUGCGACACUCACGUCACACAUUCCUCUUUUCCGAGGCGUAUUAACCUUUGUCCAUUUCACGCCUCAUGCGUAGAUAUAGUGAAUGAACUCAUACGAACUGGUGCAUUGAUGACAUCUCACCACGCAUUAAACUUGGGAUCAUCCAUGUAUUUCGUAAAUCCAAGAUUACCAACGGUACCAAAAGCGUCGAUGUUAUGA
Uranotaenia lowii is the source of this 948-nucleotide messenger RNA. RefSeq names its product motile sperm domain-containing protein 2-like. Bases 1 to 948 code for a protein of 315 amino acids. Lineage: Eukaryota; Metazoa; Arthropoda; Insecta; Diptera; Culicidae. The record is from RefSeq and is a predicted model, not a curated record. The transcript has 6 exons.